Carassius auratus (goldfish) is the source of this 2492-nucleotide messenger RNA. RefSeq names its product aspartate--tRNA ligase, mitochondrial-like. The transcript has 9 exons. Gene Ontology annotation, molecular function: aspartate-tRNA ligase activity; ATP binding. Gene Ontology annotation, biological process: aspartyl-tRNA aminoacylation. The record is from RefSeq and is a predicted model, not a curated record. Gene Ontology annotation, cellular component: cytoplasm; mitochondrion. The annotation marks the transcript as partial. Lineage: Eukaryota; Metazoa; Chordata; Actinopteri; Cypriniformes; Cyprinidae.
GUACUUUCAGCUCGCUCGCUGCUAAAGAGACGAGGGCUCCAAGCCUGACAGACAGCCUGAAUUCACACAGAGGACAAAGGAGAUUCAUGUUCCCUUUUCCUUCCAUGACUUAUGAGGAAGCCAUGAGAGACUACGGAGUUGACAAACCAGACACUAGGUUUGGGAUGAAGCUUGUGGAUGUCACCACAGCAUUCCAGGGAACGCAAAUCAAGUUCAUCAAAGAUGCACUUCUUAAACCAAGUGGCUGCAUUCAGGCCAUUUGCAUCCCAGAAGGAAUGAAACACCUGAAGGGCAAAGACUUGGAGUUUCUCAAACAAGCAGCCAAGACACAGUAUGGUCAGGAGGUGAGUGUGGCUCCAGUAAGGGCAGAUGGUUCACUGAAAUCCCCUCUCAGCCGGCUGCUUUCGGACAGGGCCAAACAACAGCUGCUCCAGAUGGCCCAGGCCAAUGCAGGAGAUCUGAUCUUCAUCACAGCCGGACCCCGAGAGAACGUGCGCCCUCUGUUGGGGAAGCUGAGACUGCAGUGCGCGGAGCUGCUUGAGAGCUACGGUGUGCCUGUUCGUGACCCAUCUGUCUUUCACUUCUUGUGGGUGGUGGACUUUCCCCUCUUCUUACCCAAAGAGGAUAAUCCAGAGAUGCUUGAGGCUGCUCACCAUCCCUUCACUGCUCCAGUCCCAGAGGAUGCUCAUCUGCUGUACACUCAACCCCGCAAGGUGCGUGGCCAGCAUUACGACUUGGUUCUGAAUGGCUGCGAGGUCGGAGGAGGUUCGAUUCGCAUCCACAAUGCCUCUCAGCAGCUGUACGUCCUGGACACAAUUCUCAAGGAGGACACAUCACUCCUUUCCCAUUUAUUGGAGGCUCUGGACUCCGGGGCCCCUCCGCAUGGUGGAAUUGCAUUGGGGCUGGACCGACUGGUGUCCAUCAUUGUAGGAGCUCCCAGUAUCAGAGAUGUCAUAGCCUUUCCAAAAUCCUUCAGAGGUCACGACCUCAUGAGUCGUGCUCCAGACUUCGUCUCUGAAGAAGACCUGAAGCCGUACCAUAUUUCUGUAGUCUGGCCGAACACAGAUAUAGAGGGUCACCAGCACAACUCAGUGUAAACUCUAAAAUGUUUGUUAAUAUGCGUAUGAUGUUACGUUUGCCCGAGGAUGCAAGAUGAUUCGCAAUUUCCAUCGGCACCAUGCGGUCGCCAUCUGUGUCCAUGCCUUGUGAUGGACUUCAGAGCAGAAGCAGCAGGAUCACUUCCUGUCCUGGGAGAAUUGAGCACUAUCUUCUGAGCGAAGGUGACACGUGUGUCCCCCUCAUCACAAAACACUUUCUUCUGCUGCUUCAACAGAUCAGUCAUGUACUUUCUCAACAUAUGCAUGAUCUGUAAUUAGUGUUUUCAACUGUAACAUUCGAGUGAAAAACUGGAUUGUGAGCAUAAUUGAAUAUUCCAACAGGGGGCAGAAUUGUUCCGUUGCAACUGUUAACAUUGCCCCCCCCCACCCCCAUGCCCUGCUGUGAAAUCAGCAUGCACCAUAUCCUACAUUUUUCUCCACCACCAGACAUACCAAAUAAAGCUACAUUUCAGUUUUUCUCAGCGAUGCCUUAUCUGCAAAAGCAGAUGCUCGUUUUUCAUGCCCAGGUACAGCUUCUCAUUACAGCCAGUGUUGUUUUAAAGCAGACCUGUGAGUUGGCCGCCAAGCUGGGAACAUAGUUUUGUGUAAGACAUGCUGUUUUUGCUGUUCUUCCAAUGACUUUUCCUUAAGUAUCCACUUAUUGCCUAUUUACAUGACUAUGUUUACUUGGAAGUACCUGCCUGCAUUCGGUUGAUAUUUCCAUUUGUGCACUAGUAACCUCGGCUGUGAUAUAGAGCUCUUUAUUAAUAGUAUAUACAUGCAAUCCACAAAUACAUUGUAAAAGUCUGGGCUUCUAUCAUGAAGUCUUCUUAAAAAGGGAUGGUUCACCCAAACCUAAAAAAUUCUGUUCCAGACCAGCUUGAUUUUCUUUCUUAUUUGGAACACAAAAGAAGAUAUUUUCAAAAACAUCUCCAUGCCUUUUUUUUAUGUCCAUAGUGUUUUUCACUCUUCAAAAUAAUCUUCUUUUGUGUUCUCCAGAAAAAAAAAAAUGAAAUGUAUACAGUCCAAAAAUACACACCUGGAGAAGCACAAAAAAAAAUAUUUUCUCAGUUUCACAGGGCUGCAAUCGUUGGCAGUUAAAUGUGUGCUUCUCCGACUAUGUCAGCGUCUAUUUCAUGCAAACUGUGCAUUAGCUACAACGGUUAAAUACUUAAAUACAACAGUGUGAACUCACUGUGCCUAAAUACGAUGCUAGGGACAAAAAUUUGUUCGGCUUAAAUAACAUUUUGCAAAUAAUAUGUGAUUGUAAUAUAAUAAUACUAAUACAGCUGUAGCAUUUUUGGGGGGUUCAGUUAACUGACAGCAUAUUUCUAUAUUCAACACACUGCAGCUACUCAAGCCGUUUUAUUUUGCAGUCUGAAAUAAAAUGAUAAA